UCAGCCCUGAGCAGGAGUCAGUCAGCUGCCUCUGUGUGCUGCUUCACACGGCGGAUCUGUUGCUGGGAGGAGAGCGAGAGACGGAGGAACACCCUGCCCUGGUUUAUUCUCAGGCUCCCUGCUUCUUUUUAUCCCCACCCCUGACUUGAUGAUCUGCCUGCUCAAAAUUAAGAGCAAAGGCAGGAGCCUGGGGAGAAAAUAGCGUGGGACGCAGGAGACACCUGGGCAUGAAUUAGAUGGCAAUCACAGGGAAAUAUUUUUCCUAGGAAGAAAAGGAAAAACCCCACUCCUAUAAAAGAGAAAGGAUUGACAGAGCAGCUUUGUUGAAUGAGAAGGACAGAGCAGGACCCGCAGCAUGAGCACUAGCAUUCCCUAUCAACAAAACCCGUAUGGCUCCGGGGGCAGCUCCACCGUCAUCCAGUGCUACCGCUGCGGAGACACAUGUAAGGGAGAGGUGGUGCGCGUCCAGAGCAAUCACUUCCACAUCAGGUGUUUCACCUGCCAAGUGUGCGGCUGUGACCUGGCCCAAUCAGGCUUCUUCUUUAAGAACGGGGAGUACAUCUGCACCCAUGACUACCAGCAGCUCUACGGGACCCGCUGUGACAGCUGCCGCGACUUCAUCACUGGAGAGGUCAUCUCUGCCCUGGGCAGGACAUACCACCCCAAGUGCUUUGUCUGCAGCAUGUGCAGGAAGCCGUUCCCCAUUGGAGACAAAGUGACAUUCAGCGGGAAAGACUGCGUCUGCCAAGCUUGUUCCCAUUCGCUGAUCAGCUCCAAGCCUAUCAAGAUUCACGGGCCGAGCCACUGUGCAGGCUGCAAGGAGGAGAUCAAGCACGGCCAGUCGCUCCUGGCCCUGGAGAAGCAGUGGCACGUCAGCUGCUUCAAGUGCCAAACCUGCGGGAUCAUCCUGACUGGCGAGUACAUCAGCAAGGACGGCGUUCCAUACUGCGAAUCUGACUACCAUGCCCAGUUCGGCAUUAAGUGUGAGACCUGUGACCGGUACAUCAGUGGCAGGGUCUUGGAGGCAGGAGGAAAGCACUACCACCCAACCUGUGCCAGAUGCGUCCGCUGCCACCAGAUGUUCACGGAAGGGGAGGAGAUGUAUCUCACAGGUUCUGAAGUGUGGCACCCGAUCUGCAAACAGGCAGCAAGAGCAGAGAAGAAAUUGAAGCACAGAAGAACAUCAGAAACCUCCAUCUCGCCCCCUGGUUCCAGUAUUGGUUCCCCCAACCGAGUCAUCUGUGCUAAAGUGGAUAAUGAGAUCCUUAAUUACAAAGACCUGGCAGCUCUUCCCAAGAUUAAAGCCAUCUACGAGGUGCAGCGUCCCGACCUCAUUUCCUACGAGCCCUAUCACAGAUACACGUCAGAUGAGACGCUGGAGAGAUAUAGCUAUGGGGAGUCCCUUGGAACGCUGUCUCCGUAUUCUCAGGAUAUCUAUGAAAGUAUUGACAUACGGCAGAGACGGGCCUCCAGCCCGGGCUACAUCGACUCCCCCACCUACAGCCGCCAGGGCAUGUCUCCCACCAUCCCACGCUCCCCACAUCAUUACUACCGCUCAGGCACAGAGAGUGGGCGCAGCUCCCCCUACUAUAGCCAGUUAGAUGUGAGGUCUUCUACUCCAACCUCAUACCAAGCUCCCAAGCAUUUCCACAUUCCAGCUGCCGGAGAGAGUAACAUCUACCGGAAACCCCCCAUCUAUAAACGACACGCUACGAAAAGCAAAACCAGCGAAGACAUUGCACAAUCCUCCAAAUACAGCCCAGCCUAUUCCCCGGACCCGUACUACCACUCGGAGUCCGAGUACUGGCCUUUCCAAAGUUCGCCCAAAGCACCGCGAGCCCGCAGAUUCUCAUCAGGGGGAGAAGAGGAUGGGUUUGACCGGGGGAUGCACAAGAUCCAGAGCGGCAUCGGCAGGUUGAUCCUGAAGGAAGAGAUGAAGGCACGAUCCAAUUCUUACGCUGACCCCUGGACGCCGCCCCGCAGCUCAGCCGGCAGCAGAGAGGCCCUGCACACAGUCGGCUACGAGAGCUCACUGAACGGCUCUCCCCGGACACAUUACCUGGCUGACAGUGAUCCCCUCAUUUCGAAAUCUGCAUCCCUCCCUGCCUACAGAAGGAACGGGCUGCACAGGCCUCCCAGUGCUGAACUCUUCCACUACGACAGCACAAACGCCGUCAACUGGGGGAUGCGAGAAUACAAGAUAUACCCCUACGAGCUGCUCAUGGUGACCACCAGGGGGAGGAACCAGCUGCCCAAAGAUGUGGACAGGACUCGGUUAGAGCGCCACCUGUCACAGGACGAGUUCUAUCAGAUCUUCAGCAUGACCAUUGCAGAGUUCGACCGCCUGGCCCUGUGGAAGAGGAACGAGCUGAAGAAGCAGGCACGGCUGUUUUAAACGCAAUACACUAUAAAUAUAUACAUACCUAUAAAUAUAUAUAUAUAUAUAUAGAAAGAUCUCUAUAUUGAAGCUCUGUAUAACUCUCUCUAUUGUACAAUAGGAGGCACGGCCACUCUCUUUGGAACUCCGUAGAGUGAAUUGAAGUCUCUCCGAUAUUUUUAUGCUCUUUGUUUCCUUUAUGUUCUUUUUUUAUUCUAAUGCGAUUGGGGGUGGGGUGUGAGACUGUUUAUGUAUUGAACCUUCUGGAGUUUCAGGCCA
Messenger RNA from Terrapene triunguis (Three-toed box turtle), 2656 nucleotides. It is a transcript of the gene ABLIM3, whose product is annotated as actin binding LIM protein family member 3. The coding region runs from base 356 to 2395 and encodes 679 amino acids. The record is from RefSeq and is a predicted model, not a curated record. The transcript has 23 exons. Gene Ontology annotation, cellular component: stress fiber; actin cytoskeleton. NCBI's taxonomy places the organism in Eukaryota, Metazoa, Chordata, Testudines, Emydidae. Gene Ontology annotation, molecular function: actin filament binding. Gene Ontology annotation, biological process: lamellipodium assembly; cytoskeleton organization; cilium assembly.